AUGGCGGAGCGCUAUGACUGCCACUACUGCAAAGAGUCUCUGUUUGGGAAACAGUAUGUUCUGCGUAAUGAAAAUCCUUACUGCAUGAAGUGCUAUGAGAGCCUCUACUCCAACACCUGUGAGGAAUGCAAGAACCCAAUUGGCUGCAACAGCAGAGAUCUGUCUUACAAGGACCGUCACUGGCAUGAUGACUGCUUCCACUGCUUCAGAUGUCAUCGUUCUCUGGCAGACAAGCCAUUCUCCACUAAGGAUGAGCAGCUACUGUGUACUGAGUGUUACUGUAAUGAGUAUUCUUCUAAAUGCUAUGAGUGCAAGAAGACAAUCAUGCCAGGUGAAGGCUCCAGGAAGAUGGAGCAUAAGGGAAACAGCUGGCACGAGACCUGCUUUACCUGCCAGCGCUGCCAGCAACCCAUUGGCACCAAGAGCUUUAUUUCAAAGGACAACAGUAACUACUGUGUGCCAUGCUACGAGAAGCAAUUUGCACUGCAGUGUGUGAACUGCAAGAAGCCAAUCACCACUGGGGGAGUGACCUACCAUGACCAGCCAUGGCAUAAGGACUGCUUCCUGUGCACCGGCUGUAAGCAGCAGCUUUCUGGCCAGCGCUUCACUUCUCAUGAUGACUUCCCCUACUGCCUGAACUGCUUCUACAACCUGUAUGCCAAGAAGUGUGCUGCCUGCACCACCUCUAUUAGUGGUCUGGGAGGAAGCAAAUAUAUCUCUUUGGAAGAAAGACAGUGGCACAAUGACUGCUUCAACUGCAAGAAGUGCUCUGUGUCCCUAGUGGGCCGUGGCUUCCUGACUGAGAGAGAUGACAUCCUGUGUCCUGACUGUGGCAAAGACAUCUGAUCAGAUAGCAUUGCACUGCUUUGCUUAACAUUUGAUGCUUUUAUCAAAGUUACAGGUAAUAUAUUUCCAGAUAAUUAGCUUUUAAAAGAAUUGUUUACCCAAAAAUGAAAAUUCUCUCAUUUACUUACCCCAUGCCAUCCCAGAUGUGUAUGACUUUCUUUUUCUGCAGA
Messenger RNA from Myxocyprinus asiaticus (Chinese sucker), 1016 nucleotides. RefSeq names its product four and a half LIM domains protein 2-like. The record is from RefSeq and is a predicted model, not a curated record. The transcript has 6 exons. Lineage: Eukaryota; Metazoa; Chordata; Actinopteri; Cypriniformes; Catostomidae. Gene Ontology annotation, cellular component: Z disc; nucleus. The coding region runs from base 1 to 846 and encodes 281 amino acids. Gene Ontology annotation, molecular function: transcription coregulator activity.